AUGGACGAGGGCACCGAAGAUCCGACAACAGCAACGGAGACGCAACAACUAUGCCCUCGAGAAACUUCUCCAACUAAACAAGCUGACUUAAUAUAUCUGAAGGUACUCGUACCGUCGAUCGCUGCUGGUGCAAUUAUAGGAAAAGGUGGCGAAGCAAUCGCUCAAAUUCAAAAUGAGACCGGUGCCAAGAUAAAGCUUUCAAAAUUGAACGAUUUUUACCCAGGUAAUCUUCCUUACGAUCAUUAUUUAUUGACUGUGUUGCGUUAA
Messenger RNA from Dibothriocephalus latus, 267 nucleotides. The record is from the annotation of a GenBank genome assembly. Lineage: Eukaryota; Metazoa; Platyhelminthes; Cestoda; Diphyllobothriidea; Diphyllobothriidae.